Messenger RNA from Thecamonas trahens ATCC 50062, 532 nucleotides. RefSeq lists its product as uncharacterized. The record is from RefSeq and is a predicted model, not a curated record. The coding region runs from base 34 to 495 and encodes 153 amino acids. The transcript has a single exon. NCBI's taxonomy places the organism in Eukaryota, Apusomonadida, Apusomonadidae.
CUGACAAAGACAACAUUUACAAAGACAACAAAGAUGAUGCUCUCUCCGUUCCGCUCGUGGCUCUGGGACGACUGGCCGGUCUUUGAACACGUCGGCUCUGUGCGGUCGCCGCACUCGCGUGCGGUGACGACGUCGACGCCGCACUCGCGGCUCUCGUUUAAUGUAAGCGAGAAGGAUACAGCAUACGAGGUUGUGGCGCAUCUGCCUGUUCCGCGUGACAAGGUCAAGCUCUCGAUCAAGGACGGCAACGUGACGAUUUCGGGCUCGGACGAACACUCGUCGACCAAGGAGGUCGACGGCUUCACCUGCUCGCAGUCAUCGUUCUCGUCGUUCUCGCGCUCGUUCCCUCUUCCGACCGGAGUCAACCCCGAGACGGUGACCGCCACUCGUGCGCCCGACAACUCGAUCAAGCUCGUCAUUCCCAAGCCCGAGCCGACUGACGGUGGCAAGGGCAAGGACGAAGAGGAGCCGAUGCAGAUUGAGAUGAUGGAGUAGUUACUUUUGCCGCCGCAGUAAAGCCAGCUGUGUCGCC